Messenger RNA from Camellia sinensis, 1256 nucleotides. RefSeq names its product GDSL esterase/lipase 1. Gene Ontology annotation, molecular function: lipase activity. The record is from RefSeq and is a predicted model, not a curated record. Lineage: Eukaryota; Viridiplantae; Streptophyta; Magnoliopsida; Ericales; Theaceae.
CUCUGUACAGAAACCAAACCAAUCAAAACAGAACAAAAAAAGCUAGCUAUGGAAAACUUGAGCUUCCAUGUCUGUGUGUCAAUCUUAUUAGCAAGCAUUGUCAUAGUCCCAACCGAGUCCCUGAGGCCCCAGAAUAGACCGGCCUUGUUUGUCUUCGGUGACUCGCUCUUUGACUCAGGCAACAAUCAGUACAUCAAUGGCAUCAAACCAACGGCGCCCGAUUACUACCCAUAUGGUGAAACUUUCUUCAAACAUCCCACCGGCCGAGUCUCCGAUGGCCGAGUUGUCCCUGAUUUUAUUGCAUUGUUUGCAAAGCUACCUAUGUUGGGACCAUAUCUGGAGCCUGGAGAGCACAAUUUCACUGAUGGGAUCAACUUUGCAUCAGCCGGUUCAACUGUUCUUGGUGACUUACAGCCUGCAAUGCCGAUAAAUCUACAUGAGCAGCUAAAUUAUUUCAAGAAUGUAGAGAAGUGGUUGAAGCAAAAGCUAGGAGAUGUAGAGGCCAAGAAAUUUCUCAUGAGAGCUGUAUAUUUGUUCAGCAUGGGUGGCAAUGAUUACUUCAGGCUCUACUCCAUGAACCCCAAUGCCACUCUAUCCUAUCAGAGACACUACUCACAAAUGGUGAUUGGCAACUUGACACAAGUCCUCGAAGAAAUAUAUGCCAUGGGAGGAAGGAAAAUUGCAUUUCAGAAUGUAGGGCCUUUGGGCUGCACACCGGGAGCAAAACCGCAGAAUGCGAAUCUUGGUGGCAGCUGUGCUGAAUUUCCCAUGGCACUAGCACGACGACACAACAGAAUGCUGUUGGUUGUCCUCAAGAAAUUAGAGAGCCAGUUGCCAGGAUUCAAAUAUUCGAUAUUUGAUUACUACAAUGCGCUUCAUGACAGAAUCAUCAACCCAUCAAAAUACGGUUUUAAGGAAGGAGAGGCAGCAUGCUGUGGAAUUGGAACAUAUAGGUCAAGUGGGUGUGGAGGAAACAAUGGGACAACCGAAUAUGAGCUAUGUAGUAACCCUUUUGAGUAUGUGUGGUUUGAUUCAGCUCAUACCACCGAAGGAGCUAACUGGCAAUUGGCAAAACUAUUGUGGGGUGGGAGUCCUAAAGUCACAGGGCCAUACAAUGUGAAACAACUAUUUGAAUUUCUAUGAUUGUAAAUUUUGUAGCACUCAUGUAUUCUCUAGAGAUCUAUGAUUAGGUAGUUAAAUAUGUUGUAAUCUUCAGUUCUAAUAUAAUUCCAUUUCGUAUGUGUUCAUAUUUAUAA